Messenger RNA from Agrilus planipennis (emerald ash borer), 2332 nucleotides. RefSeq lists its product as uncharacterized. The transcript has 3 exons. The record is from RefSeq and is a predicted model, not a curated record. The coding region runs from base 923 to 1768 and encodes 281 amino acids. NCBI's taxonomy places the organism in Eukaryota, Metazoa, Arthropoda, Insecta, Coleoptera, Buprestidae.
CGUAAAUAUAUAUAAAAUGUCAACUCAGUUUAUAAAUAAUAAAAAGUACAAUGUAGCAAAACCGCAGCGAUAAAACGGAAAGGUACGAAGUAACGAUUUGAAUUGAAUGGAGAGAAACUCUGGUGCGCUUCUUGCAAUUUUUAUAAGUCGAGUUGUCUUACUUAGCACAUGCGUACUUUGAGCUUGUCGUCCAAUACAACAGUAAUGUAUUGUACGUAUGUACAUGUAUGUGUUAGUAUAUAAUUUUAAUGAACUUCAUGACCUCAUCACAGUCAGUCACGGGCAGGUUUCAGAAUAGAUGGGAAAUACAGCAGAGAAUGUCGAUUCAAAUAGAAAAUUAUUGUUUAGUUGUGUAAACACAAGCACAUGUGCUCUACGUAGUUGUCGAUUAUAAUGAAGAGACUUGGGCACCCUACUUUCUGGUCUAACAACAAAACGAGGUGUGGACUCAAUUGUCUAAAAAAGCGUUGAAAUUUAAAGGCGAGAUAUCAAAGUUUAGCCGUUGUUUUGAGUCAUUUCUAUUAUUUUUUUUAUUUCAAAUUAUGCACCUAUUAAUUCAUGCCAGCAAGCAAGUAGAAAAUGCUUCUAAAAUUUAUAUGGAAAAAUAAAAUGAUAAUUAUUUAAUAACUGCUAAGUAAACAUAAAUUGGUAUAUCGAAUAAAAGUUGGAUUUAUCCGAUUGUUAUUAUGCAUUCCCUAAUUAAGCUUGCGCGUGUUACGCCUUUGUUCUUGGCCUAUCGUCUGGCCGAACGAACAUUGACGAACGUUCACGAACACGUAGCAAUGAGCAUCAAUUCCGCUCCCUCGCGCUCUAGUCGUUCGUCAUUGUUCUCGAAAGUGCCAACGCAUUGCUUUAUCGUCAACGUCCACAAUUGUGAAGUGUGUGCCUUUAAAAAAACAACAGAAUACCAAUUAAAAACGGAAUGAUGUUCACGAUGGAAUGGACGAACGAUAUGUGUUUAGAACUGAUUGCGGCGUAUCGCGAACGCCCAAUGCUGUGGAAUUCGGAUCAUCCAUGUUUCAAGAUAUCGAGUAGAAAGAUCGCGGAGUGGGAUGAGAUCGCCGAGCAGCUCAAAACCGACGUGGAGUCGAUAAAACGGAAAAUAUCGUCGUUGCUGGCGUCGUACAGGAGAGAGCGCCGCAUGCAAUAUGAAAAAAGGGGCUACCGGUCGUCAUGGUUCGCAUACGAAAGCCUGGACGCUUUUCUACACGAUCGAUACAAGCGGAAAUUCAUGCUAACGCCAGAGAACCGCUCGAACUCUUCACAACCACCUUCAGAGAUAGAAACUAGAGCCGAACCCCUGCUUGAGGCGGAUUAUGAAGACGAUGCAGAUUUAACAGGAGACUACCAAAACAUAAAAACAGAGGGGUUGGAUUUGGACUUAGAAGUCGCGCAUACCGUAGACGACCCUAGACCUCUAGAUGACACCCUGUACGACCCUUUAAGAAGGAACCCGAAGCGUCUCUUAGCGUCCACAUCUAGUAAUAAAUCGUUGCUAAAACGAAGACGACCUUUAGUCAAUGACGAUUUAUUAUUAGACGUUCCACUGCGAUAUAGCGGGGAUGAAUGCACAGCUUUUGGCCAUUAUUUAGCUUGUAAAUUAAGGGAGUACGACCCGUACACCAGAGCUUUGGUGCAGCAUCGUAUUAAUAAUAUUUUGUUUGAUACUGAUGUCGGAAAGUUAAACUUAGAUGAAAAUAAUUCGGUGCAAUUUGACGACGAAGCCAGUGUUUCGGCUGCCACGUCACCUCAGACUUCAAAAAUUUAAUCGUUUUUUUAUAUUUUUCAAUCAAACAAGAAAAAUCAAUCUAAUUCAAAUUUGUUUGUUGUUUGUUGCAUGGUUAAAAAGACAAUAACGGACUAAUUAGUUUACUGUCUUGUACAGUAAGAAAUUAGCCAUUACUUAUUAAUUACUUUCUGUGGAUUUUUUUAUGUUUGAAUAUUUGACAUUAAGUUACGAAAACCAAAGUAAUGUUUAAUACUAAUUGUAGUACCUAAUCGAAAUGUAAAUUCUUGUGUACUAAAUACAGAAUCUAUUUUGAAAUAUUUCUUGAUUUAAUGUUACAACAUUUUUUACAGUUUUCAGCAAAAGUAUUGGUACCUAGUGAAAUAGAACAAAAGACUUGUGAAUUUCAAAAUCACAUUAAUUAUAUAUACCUAAUUAUUGUUUCAUCGCACUUUGUUCAUGAAAUUCACAAGUCAAUACUUCUUAUGUUACUUCAUUGAAAUGGAUUUUCAUCGGGUAAAAAUAGAUAGAUAACAUGGAUACUUUAAUAAUGAAUUCAUUCGUAGAAGUCUUAUAAUAUUUUAUUUUUCUUAGGUAGAAAAAAAU